Molecule: messenger RNA, 1012 nt
Organism: Ricinus communis (castor bean)
Lineage: Eukaryota; Viridiplantae; Streptophyta; Magnoliopsida; Malpighiales; Euphorbiaceae
Product: protein ALUMINUM SENSITIVE 3
Exons: 4
Coding region: 107-901 (264 amino acids)
Biological process (GO): response to aluminum ion
Source: RefSeq, a predicted model, not a curated record
ACUUCGGAUGUUCAUUACUAACCAACUAACGACCCUUAAAAAUUAAAAAUAAAAAGAGUUUAAUUUAUCAAUCAAAUAAAUAUCAACUCCACCAGAGAAUAAAGCGAUGGAUUUCGAGUGGCUGUCUGAGUUUCUGAGGGGCAUGAUAAAGCCUGUAGCUGCUCUUUCCGCUGUGCUCAUGGCUGUCCUCCUUUCCUUCAUGCAAAAGUUGGGUUUGGAGGCUGAGAUGUCGUAUUCUAUUUUUAGGGCCUUUCUUCAGCUGUCUGUUAUUGGCUUCGUUUUGCAUUUCAUUUUCAAUCAGGACCGUAGUUUUUGGAUCAUUCUUGCUUACCUCUUCAUGGUCUCAGUUGCUGGUUAUACAGCUGGUCAAAGAGCAAAGCAUGUUCCUAGAGGAAAGUAUGUGGCUGGCGCUUCUAUCCUGGCUGGAACUUCACUGACCAUGUUCCUGCUUGUUAUUCUGAACGUUUUUCCCUUCACACCAAGGUACAUCAUCCCAGUUGCCGGAAUGAUGGUUGGCAAUGCAAUGACAGUCACUGGAGUUACAAUGAAACGACUUCGCGAUGAUAUCAAAGUGCAAAUGAGCCUGGUAGAGACAGCAUUAGCCCUUGGUGCGACUCCAAGGCAAGCCACACUUCAACAAGUGAAAAGGGCUCUGGUAAUUGCACUUUCUCCAGUGCUAGACAAUGCUAAGACAGUGGGUUUGAUAUCCCUACCUGGAGCAAUGACUGGUCUUAUAAUGGGGGGAGCUUCUCCGCUGGAGGCCAUUCAGCUGCAAAUAGUGGUAAUGAACAUGCUUAUUGGUGCAUCAACUGUUAGCAGCAUCAUGUCAACUUACCUUUGUUGGCCUGCCUUCUUCACCCCUGCUUAUCAGUUAGAAACUAAGGUCUUUAGCUCCGACUGAGCUACGGUGUAAUUUGGUUUUAUAAACUACCAUUGCUGUAACCCCUGAGAUAUAAUCUUGAAAUGGGUGGGGAGCAUAUUGUCGGAAUCUAGCUGGUCAAUUUUCUUGUGA